Messenger RNA from Amorphotheca resinae ATCC 22711, 1695 nucleotides. RefSeq lists its product as hypothetical. The record is from RefSeq and is a predicted model, not a curated record. The transcript has a single exon. The coding region runs from base 321 to 1295 and encodes 324 amino acids. Lineage: Eukaryota; Fungi; Ascomycota; Leotiomycetes; Helotiales; Amorphothecaceae.
UGUCAUCCUCCAUCUUUUCCAUCAAACCCCCAACGACUACUGGCUCCUGGCUACAGUCCUACUUCGUCUAUCUUCUCCUUCGCUCGUUCUCUUCUCUUUCUCUUCUUCUUCUCCCCCUUUUUUUUCCCUCCCUCUUUUUUCCAAACACUCAACCCCUGGCUUAGCCUCGUAUCCGAAUCCGAAUCCCUCCCAAGCACGCCGCACGAAGACAAGCAAUCCUAUACGAGGGAGGCCAUCAACAACAACAACACCACAGGCGGCGUCCAUCUCUUCUAUCGAACCUUUCCCUUCCUCCCUUCGUCUCCCCCUCCGUCGCCGUCAUGCUCUCCCGCCCGCAGACACGCCUGGUAGCCCUCCUGGCCCUCCUUACUGUCGCUCAAGCAACAUGGCCCGAAGGUCAACUCGCCGCUCGCCGGGAAAGCAGCGCGCCGACAGAUGACAACAGUCUCAUCCUCUCGCAGAUUGACACUUCAGUGUCAAGCGCGGCCCCCUCGUCGACAGCAGCAGACAGCAGCAGCAGUGCAGCUCCCUCGACUACCUCCUCGUCCGAGCCCUCCUCAACUUCUUCCUCCAGUGCCCCGAGCUCGACCGAAUCGGCAGCUCCAUCGUCCACUGUCGUCUCUUCCAGCUCGAUUGCUCCUCAAACAUCAUCCAGCUCCUCUGCCCCCGCCUCCUCGUCGGAAGCGUCGUCCUCGGCACCACCGACCUCUUCUUCCCCCCUCCCCACAUCCUCUUCCGCCUCCUCAUCCCACGCUCCUUCCUCUUCCGCCUCCCCAUCUCCCUCAUCGACCUUGAAAUCAUCCUCGGCCACUUCGACCAGCCACAGCCAAAGCAGCACCCAUACGACCUCGUCUUCGUUUACCCCAGUGACGACUCAGAGCGUGCAAGUUAUCACUACCUCGGUGGUUGUGACCAAGGGCGGUAGCAUAUACACGACUGCAUCAAAGGUUAGCUCCACAAGCACAUCUGUGAUAACCAACCCGGCCUCUCUUUCCAACAAUGGCUCGUCAUCAUCGAGCGGCAUGAGCUCGAAGACCAGGAACACCAUCAUUGGUGUCGUCGUAGGAGUUGGCGGAGCCAUCAUCCUCGCCGGUCUCUCGAUCGUCGCCUGGAGGAUAUGGGGACGCAAGAGGACCGAGGAUGAGAGUGAUGGGUUGAUGGGCUUCCGCAGAGGCAGCGGAGGACCUGAGAAGACGAACUCAGUCGGUGGAGGCUCCUCCCCGAACCCGUUCCAGAGCACGCUGGAGAAUUACCACAACCCCUCCAUGCAGGUCAAUGCCUCAUCAAACUUCUAAUUUGAAGCUGUCCCUGGAAGGAACACGGCGGAGUCAUCAUUGGGCUUGGGAUUUCUUUCGUUUGUUACUCAGCGUAUCACGACCGCGCUAUCACACUCUUUCAUCGUUACAGGUAGGGGGUGGAAGGAAUUGGCAUUAGAGAACUGGUGUUGUCUGUUUUUUUUUUUUUUAACUUCUCCUAUCUCUCCUAAACCCGUCGUCCUAGCCCAGUGUUGGCGCGAGGGGCCCGCAUUACUCGAUUGUAAUUUAGACAGCCCAAUUCCUCACCACCCACGGAUCUGGGCUCAACACUCACGCAUCAAAUGGAGUCAGCGUUCUUGUUGUUUCUACACGACCCAAGCGUCGCAUCCUAUUUGUUGACUUGACAUUUCAUGUCCCUGAAUCAUUACACGUGCUGGGU